Messenger RNA from Rhineura floridana, 4939 nucleotides. It is a transcript of the gene ANKLE1, whose product is annotated as ankyrin repeat and LEM domain containing 1. The coding region runs from base 246 to 4208 and encodes 1320 amino acids. Gene Ontology annotation, molecular function: endonuclease activity; protein binding. NCBI's taxonomy places the organism in Eukaryota, Metazoa, Chordata, Lepidosauria, Squamata, Rhineuridae. The record is from RefSeq and is a predicted model, not a curated record. The transcript is spliced from 9 exons.
UAGGCUCAGGGAGGGAAGCUUCAAACCUUAGAAACAAGAUGGCGGCGGCGGUGGAACCACAGAGGCUGUGAGAGACCCCAGCGGGGUCGCCGUCCUCAGCCGAGAGCAGUCACGGGAGCGGUUCAGGGCUGUCUCUCCAGGCGACCCCGCCGGGCCGAGUUUCUCCCGCUCUGCCGCCGUUGCACGGGGAUGAGGAGAGCCAUUGACGCCUGUGAGAGAGGUGCGCAUGCGCCGCCGCAGUAAGCAUGCGCAGGUGUGCCUCCUCUUCUCCUUGGACGCCCUCUAGUGGCAAAAUGAACGAUUUGCAGCUGUCAGCCGAGCUGUGCGAGGCUCUGCGGGGCGGAGAGGACGAGAUGGUGGAAGCCCUCCUCCAGCGGGGCGCAGACCCCAACUUGGUUCUACCCGAGGGGAUCGCUGCCAUCCAUCUGGCCGCCGGCAUGGAGCAGGAGAAGGGGGUCCGCUGCCUUGGCCUCCUCCUGCAGUACGGUGGAGACCCCAAUGUCAGGUCUGUGGACGGCCUCACCCCCUUGCACGUUGCGGCUUCCUGGGGGUGCUACACGUGCUUAAGGCUCUUGCUGAUGGAAGGAGGAGACCCUCGGCUCAAGGAUCAGGACGGGAACACAGCCAUCGAUCUGGCCUCGGAGGAGGGGAACAAGAUGUGCGUCCACAUCCUGCAGGGAUUCCUGGAAGAGACUGGACAGAGCUCUUGCAUACCCUGGCGAAGAGCAGAAAGCUUUCUCUCCACUGUGAAUGAAGACACCUUGGAUCCUGCAGGGGCACUGGGGCUUGAGGACUGUCGCCCCGACCCAUUCGGAAGAACCCCACAGUCGCCUUCGAGCGAGAGCCUCCAAUGCACGGGGCCACGCAGCCCCCUCCCUCGCCUGGCUGCAGCUGCUCCAGAGAACCGCCCAGAUUUUAACGUUAAAUCCUUUUCCUUUGAGGACAAGCUCUCCUCUUCGUUCCUCACAGAGUGUUCUUGGGAACCCAGCACGUUGUUUGAUCAGGGCGACCUCUGCGCUCAGCCAGUGGUCUCAUCCAGCAGUGUACCUGGGAAGGUAGCCUCGAGUCCGUCUCCCGCACGGGGUUUCCCCAUUGACAGGCCUGUACACCCCAAAGAGGAGGCAGAUGUCGGCACGACCCAAUCUCGGCCUGUUCUGGAUACUACAGCGAGGGGGUGCUCUUUGUUUCCAGGUCCAAACGGCGUCCUUUUCCAUUCCACUCUAAUCUACUCUGAGUCUCGCAAGUCCGCAAUGAGCCUUGAAAUGCCAAACACUACUGGAUCCCAGGAGAUCCCUGGGCCCUUGCCCACUUGUGCAAUUCAGUCUGAAUGUAAAGCAGGUCACAUUCCUAGCACACAGGGCGCCAACAUGACCCUCGACCUCUCUCAGUACAACAGCUUCCUAGACCCAGACCUCAUGGUGCGGGUCGCCAGCUGUGAAGGGCUGGACGUCACCUCCCCUGAUCACACCUACCUUUUCUCCUGGGCAGGCCCCACGGCUGCCGUGGACUUGGAAAAGACUGUGGUCGCCCCGGCGUUCCUGUCGAGGGCCUGCAGGAAUCUGGACGGAUGCUCUGCAGGAGAUAAGUCAUUCAGCGGAAGCUCCGACAGUGGCAGCGGUGGCCGAUAUGCCUCAUGCGACAGCGAAUGUUACGCAAGCACUACAGAAGCACCAUGGUGCAGCAAGGCUCAGUCCCACGAGGAACAAAGGGGCAGCUUCGGCUGUUGUUCACCCGGCCCCCACAGCAUCGGGAGCAACAAUUUGAUGCACCUUGGACUGUCGCCCAGGGUACCAGUGUGCAGCUCAGAAAAGCAGGUAGAGGCAGUGUCAGCAGCUUUUAGCGGGAGGGUUUCACCUGCUAGAGCUGACAAUCUGAGGCCCUUGCACGAUGGAAUUCAUUGUAAGGAAGUGUCUCUCAAUGCAUGCACUGGGAGGCGACCUCUGGAUCUCUGCAGCACUGGGACGAACGAAUGUGCUGGAAACAUUGGGGAGCUGGAUUUCUCCCAGGAUGGGAUUCUUGCAAAUCCUCCUUUGCAAAAGAGAGGAGACCAGCACCGGAGCAUGCUGCCGUUGGGGGAGACACAGAAGGCGAUGAUCUCUGGCGCAGAGAACGAGUGUCUUUUUGAAAUUUCCUCUUUCAAUGGAAAAGCUGCUAGUUGGGAACCGCGAGGUGAACUCAAAGGAACUGUGCCGGCUGAAGAAGCCUGGGCAGAGCUGAAUGAGGGGGAGAGGAGAGGGGGCACGCGAGGAUCCCAUUGCUCUAUGAGCACCCAGGAUGUAGAGGAGAAAGGAGAGAGGUUGCAGACUCAAGACACGGUGCUUAUAGAGAGGACACCUGAAGAGACAAAGCCACUCUUAGGCAACGAGAACCCCGUCUCUCCUGACACAGUGGCUGUCCCGAGUCAAACUCCUCCAGAUGCCCGAGAAGACGAACCCACCAGCCUGGAUGCAAAGCUGAGGUCGAUGAUGCUGGCAACCAAGAUCUGCCAUUCGCCAUUGCUCCGGCUGAACCAGAGGCCCUGCUACGUGACACCUAGGACCAAAAGCCGCACAAUUGCCUCGGAUGGUCACAGUGCCAGCAGCUCCUCCUCCCUCUUUGAUGAGUCCCUGGAGACACCGUGGCGUCCUAGGCGAGUAAGGAGCCCCGGGGGGAUGACACCGACCUCCGGUAAGGGGCAGAAUCGGGUUGCUGACCAGGGGAACAGGGGCCCGCCUUGUGUGGCAGAGGAGGAAAACGGUGACCUGGACGAUACCGUAUUAAUCGGGGCUGGUCCCGGCAGUUGUAAGCCGGCCAGCUGCACGGGAUCUGCCCCUUCAGGUUCUGCUGUCUCCAGCCCAGCUGUGCCAGCAAGCUCUGGGAGACAUUUCUGUGGAGGUGAUGAACUUUUGGAUGUAAAGCUUGGCGCUGAUUGUGCGAGAGAUUUGGAGGAGGAACUUCCCUCAGAGGAGGAGACGUUGCCACCCAGGAAUAGAAAGGACGAUUGCCCUGUCCAAGAAACAGCGGAUGUUGUCCCUUCUUGGACUGAUCCUGAUCAGUCAAGCGCGAGGCACAGUAGGACCAAGAGGCAGGGCCGUCCCUCAAGGGUGAGCUUCAGCCGGCUGUCUGCGAGAGGGCUGCCCUCUGUGCCAAGAGCCUCCAUUCUUCUGUGUGGAAACAUGAGCCCCGUCGCUCAAGGUGUCCCGCUGUCGCCCGGUGGCCGGCCUGUGAACCUGAGUGCCACCGAGCCCGUGGAAUACCUUUACGUGGAUGAGGACAAAGGGCACUCCCUCAUUGAGCGGCACGUUCCUUGCAGGGACGACUCUGUGGCCAACGCUACCGGUUCCGAAGACACCAUCAUUUAUGACUGGCGGGCGUAUGCAAGCCAAGCACUGGGGCCGGUGAACAAGGUCAGCGGCCCCCCAGAGGCCACCUCAGAGCUGCAGCACCUCUCAGAUGGAGAGCUGGUCCGGCGGCUGCGAGACUUUGGCGUCAACCCGGGACCCGUGACGGCUCUCACCAGGAAGGUUUACACGCAGCUGUUGGAGAAGCUGAUGAGCGACCCGAAGACCAAGGCCCGGAAGGGCUCUGCAGGCUACAGCCUGGAACUGUCUUCAGCCCUGGACACGUACCAGAUCCCGGAUGGCAAAGACGACGAGAUGACUCUGGCCGGGCAGUUCGACCAGCCAGACAAGAGCCGUAAGUGGAGGGAAGGCCUGCUCAAAUCCAGCUUUAACUACCUGCUGUUGGAUCCGAGGGUGACCCAGAACCUGCCCUUCCGUUGCCAGUACGUCAGCCAGGCAGAGUGCUUCCGGACAUUUGUCAGCGCCAUCUUCUACGUGGGCAAAGGAAAGCGCUCCAGGCCGUAUUGCCACCUCUACGAGGCCUUGGCCCACUACAGGGAGAGCCGGAGGAAGCGCGGGGCCCAGGCAUGUGCCAAAGUCCAGCAUAUCCUGGAAAUCUGGGCGAGCGGGCAGGGCGUCAUCUCCAUGCACUGCUUCCAGAACGUCAUUCCGGUGGAAGCCUACACGCGGGAGGCUUGCAUGGUCGACAGCGUCGGGCUGAAGAUGCUGACCAAUCAGAAGAGGGGGAAUUACUACGGCGUUGUGGCGGGCUGGCCAAUGAAGCGAAGGCGGUGCCUUGGCGUCCAUCUCCUGCACAGAGCUAUGCAGAUUUUCCUGGCAGAAGGGGAACGGCAGCUGCGUCCCGCAGACAUCCAAACCGGCCAGUGACGGGGAAAUAGGAUCCCUGGCUGUUCUCUCGUUCGGCUGCCAUCUUGGCACAACCUGCGCCCAGCCACGUAGUCCCAACCUGAUUCUCUCGGCUGAGUUAAGUCCACCGUUAUAUUGCGCGUGACAGCUUAGGCUAGGACUUAGGCCUGCAACGCCGGCCUCUGUUCAUUUUCCCACUUGGCUUAAGCGGGGAGUUCAUUGGGAAUGUGGAACUCCUUGCCACUGGAUUCCCGGAUGCCACAGCACAAAGAAGCACCGGCGAUGGAGACGUUAUCGCAGUGUGUGAGUUGCAGAACCACCCCAGGGGGACGUGCACGUGUGGUGGUGGUGGUGUCUGUCUGGAAAAGGGUAACUUGGUUGGAUUCUUGGGAAGGGCUGUUCUGCUUCUCACCCCUCACAAAGGAAUGCGUGAAUCAGUGUCUUCUUGUGCAAGUAAUCCCAGGCCUAGGGGAUGCUGGGAAAGGGAAACCAGCUCCUAAAGGCUGCUUAGAGGUUUUUCUCUGCAUUUGUCCCUGCUGGGAAUGAACAGAAUUGAAUGUUCAUCUCUCUCUCUCUCGUAAUGGGAUCUUCUCUGCCCUCGUGCACCAGAAACACUUUCUAUGUAAUUGUGGGAAGUGUGUGUCUGUGUGGCAUUGUUGUUUUAAUUCUGUAAUUAACGCUUUUGUGUUUUGUUUUUACAUUUUUCUAAUUCAACUUUUCUCUGGGAUCGUGUCGAAUCUGAUGAAAUUAAA